AUGCCAGUUGUAGAACGAAAGAAUAAAGAUGAAAACGCUAAUUUACUAAGCCCUCGAAAACAACUGAGUGCUGCUGUAGCGUUCUUUAAUUUCAUUGACCUCUUAACGAUUAAAGAUUCGGCAAGAAUAACCGAAGAGAUAAAUAUAAGGAAGAAACAAGAUAAUUCUAUCUUGUUGCUUAUGUCAUAUGGCGAAGAAAUCUUUUCAGAAUUCUCCAAUGAAAUUUAUUUACAGGGAAAAUUCUCCACCAACGUCACGUCCCAAAGUAAAAAGAAACAAAGAGUCGGUAGAAGAGAUUUAAGACGAUUACGUCAAUUCUCUUUGUUACACGUUUAA
This is a messenger RNA of Clunio marinus, 336 nucleotides long. NCBI's taxonomy places the organism in Eukaryota, Metazoa, Arthropoda, Insecta, Diptera, Chironomidae. The record is from the annotation of a GenBank genome assembly.